Liolophura sinensis is the source of this 5973-nucleotide messenger RNA. RefSeq lists its product as uncharacterized. The coding region runs from base 96 to 2324 and encodes 742 amino acids. NCBI's taxonomy places the organism in Eukaryota, Metazoa, Mollusca, Polyplacophora, Chitonida, Chitonidae. The transcript has 9 exons. The record is from RefSeq and is a predicted model, not a curated record.
UAGUGUGCACGAUGUGAGCCGUGCGGUGUGGGUUUACCGUCCUUAGUUCAUGUGACGUUUGUCGGUGGCACCGCCACGACCCGUGCGGCCUCAGGAUGCCAGUAUUCAGGUGUUGUUACAUCUUACUCGGCCUUACCUUAUGUGUGUUUGAAGCAUGGUGUAACAGCAUUUGUGGGACGAAAUUCACGGACGCUGCUUCCAGUGCCCACCUGGCUGAUAUCGUGUUGGAAGGCGAUGUUACUGUGAUAAGAGACUCGGCGAGAGGCAAUUAUAACGUCUCUAUCAAAGUGCAACUAGUGUCACGGCGAAAAAUUUUCAAGGUGUAUAAAGAUACAUCAGGAUCUGUGAAACGUGUGUUAGAAAAAUCCCGUGGAGUGAUAAAAGUCGGGGAAUUUGGACGGGAAAACGCAGAAGCCUGCAUAACGGAGAUAUCCAAGGAUUCUUCCUAUGUUUUCUUCUUACGGGCCACUGAAUCUCCGGAAUACUUCAGAAUAUCAGCAUUCCCUAUAUCGACUUCUGUCAAUAAAAAAGCCAACAAAAAAUUACGUAAACUUCUCUACUCAGUUGUGUGCGACGGUUGUGCAAAACCACCGAGGAUUAAUAAAAGAUUAAAAAGUAUAACUGUGAAGGAGGGGAGUAAAAUUACAUUAAAAUGCUCUGCGUCCGGAUAUCCUCGUCCAAAGAUAACGUGGCUGAAGGAUGGGAAGGUUCUGAGCAAGGCCAAGGGAAUGAGGAUAAAGAAGGGAAAACGAGGAUCUCGCUUGCAGUACCGAAGGGCCUCAAGAAGAGCUGAAGGGGAGUACAAAUGUGUUGCAGAAAAUGUCCUCAAACACGUGGAAAGAACAGUGGAUAUAGAAGUAACAAGCAAAUCAGACACCACCACAACAGUUCCUGUGGAGCAGACCUCCCCUAGAUUUACUCUUUGCAGGAAGGCUCACCGAGGUCUCUGUCUCAAUGGGGGAAAGUGUUUCUAUUCAAAGGAUCUGGGUGAACGAUUUUGUCGGUGCUCUCAGGAAUUUUCUGGAAAACGCUGCGAAUAUAGGGAUGUCUUCAGAGUGUUUGGACCAUUUGAAACCAAAGCAAAACUUGAACGUGACCGUACCUUAAUAGUUAUAGGCAUAGUGAUUGCCUGCCUGGUCUUCAUAGUCAUCUGUAUACUGUCUUACUACUUGGCCAAGCAGAAGAGAACAAGUUUUUACAAACGGAGGGAAGAGAGGAGACGGGAUGUUAAUGAGUCCUACAAACCUCUCCUCAGAGAUGAGGUCGAUUCAGCAGCUAACUCUUCCAAUCCUAAGAAGAUGUCCAUGACCACCCAGACUGAUGAGAGUGUGUUCAUCCUCAUGGAAAGUGGACAACCUGUCAAUGACCAACCCAUACAACCUGUUGUGGCCAACCAUGUUUUUGCACACUUUCCAAACAGCUCACCAGUGCAUCUGCGAGAGAAGCCAGUCAAUCAGUCAACAAACGCACAUCCACCGAGGUACAGACUAAAUGCUGUCUCAUUGGAAGCUGACGAUCCACCUUCUGCUGUGGAUGGCAGAGACUCUCCCGAUACAGCUCAUGGUUCGGACUUGCCAACAGGCAAGGACACUUCUGUGAACUCCCCAGAUUCUGUAUCCUGCAAUUCCUCUUCAAGUCUUCCCAAAGAAUCCACAUUCUCAGGCGAAGUUUCCGCGGAAAACUCCAGAGUUGCCAAUGAUGGUGGCCUGAAUGGUGUGGCAUUGCCGCUUGCCAAUGCUGCUAUGCUGGGAGAUGAGGAGGAUAGCAGUGACGAAGAGGAGGAUUUGACGGCUAAACACCCAGAGCUGCAGGUCGACCUGCACAUCAGUGAGGAGGACCUUAGCGAGUCAAUCCCAGUAGAGGGCGCCACCAGGCAGAACUCGGGGGCACACAAGGAGGCCAUGGUUGAGGAAAACUCCCAGACUCGCCCGGCUGGUGUCAGUUGCAAUGGUGUUGAGGCAGAUAAAGGUUUGUAUGAUGAGGAUGAGGACAGCUCGAGUGAGGACAGUAGCAACUCUAACAGUAGUUCCAGCAGCACUAGUCUGGCUGACCCAGAAGGGGUGCCUGCUAUAUUGUCACUAGAGAACCACCACGCUAAGGGAUCGGACGGGAAUCUGUCGUGGGACGAGCACGGCACACCUGUCAUCUCGCAGUAUGCCUGUAAUCCUUAUGCACUUGACAUGGAUGAUGACUUUGUGAAUAGCCAGCUGUAUGAGCCAGCUGAUUUCCGCCUGUUCAGUGAGAACUUGGAAAGUCCACCACCUCCACCUAUUGGGGACAAGUUACGAGAUGUAAGGGAUGACCAGGAUCCUGUGUCUCUGUAGGACACCCACCCCUUGUCUCUUAAUACACCUCCCACCCUAUAAAAAGCUGCAUUCACAUUUCACAUUUUUUCUUCGUUACAAAGAUGUAAAUUAUUUAAGAUGUUACUGUUACUUCUAUUGCAUUUAACAUUAAUUUUGUCACGUGAAAAUCUAAACGUUUGUACAGUUACAAAGUUCAUGUUUGACACCAGCUCACCUUUGUCUGAAUUUUAAGGUUUUUUUGUUUUCUAUUUUUUUUUUCGUUUUAAUGCUAUACGCUAAGAUGCUUGAUUUUGCAUUGAAAUUUAAAAAUUCAUUUUAUAAACAUGUUUUAGAAAUAUUUUUGCACAAACAUAGCAGCCAUUUUAGGAAAGAUUUUGCUAUUAAUGACAGCUUUUAUCAAUGUAUACUCUUGUUAUAUGAAAUUUAGGCCUUGUGGGUAAUACCUGUAUAUUUGUUAGUUGUUACAGCCUAUGCACUAUCCAGCUAAGGUAGAUUUAACUAAGUAUAGUGCAUUUCAGCUCCAUGUGGUGUAUCCAUUGUAUAUAAAAUCACAUUUCUCUUUGUUAGUGUGUAAACUAAAAAUUUAUUUCAAGAAAAUGUUUGCUUGCGCUGAAUCUCAUAAUAAAAACAUGAGUGCUGUGCCCUGUCUGUCAAGACGUGCACGUACAGGUACACUAUAUAUUUUACCUGUAAUUAGUGUUUUUCUUUAUUCUUACCAUUUAGGUAACAUGAUAGGCCAUCAUAUUUUUUCUUGACAUUUAAGGACAUUGUCAUGUCUCUGGCAUCUGAAAAUCCCUAUGAAUGCCUGUUGCACACCAUGUGUUUAAUGUUUAAAUCAGGAACUGCUAAUAAAUUGUUCAUAGUUAAGUUUAUCUAGAUGAUAAUUAAUAGCUUGCACUGAUUUAAAGCUGUUACCACUGCCAUCUAUUGUUAGUGAGUUUGUGUAAAGGGUAGUCUACCAUGUCACAAAUGACAUCCAGCCUGUGGAAAUGGAAUUCCUCAGGUUGAAGGUAUUAGUGAUUUCAAAGUUAGGAGUUAUCUGCAAAUAAAUGUGUAUUUAUAUAGUUGAAUUGUCAUUGUUCUUAUGCUUGCAUUUUGUUAAUAUAGCUGAAGUUACACUAUGAUUAAUUAUCUUCUAAAUAGGUGAUAAUUUGUAUGUAUGUUAUUGAAUUAAAUGUGUGUAUAUAAAGGAAAAUUUGCCAUAAUAAGUGAUAUAUAACUAUGGGUGUAAAUCUCUUUAAUACUGUGUAUGUGUGUUGCAAACUUGUGUCAUCCAUUGCACCAUUUGGGUGACCUAUUGUUCAUAUGCAACAUACAUGAUGUCGCAAUGACCCAACUAUAUGUAAAUUGUAAAGAUGAUUGUAAUAUAUGAUUUUAAGUUAAGAACAGCAUUCCAUUCUCCAUUUUGCUGACGAUCAAACAUUAUGUCCAUUAUGAAUGUUGUGACUUUGUAUAUGUUAACUCAGCUUUCUGAUCAUUUGAAUGAGUUGUAAAGAAUGACAAAAAGGUUAAAUAACCCAUUGUAUAUAAUUGUUCUGAGCUCUUUUAGGCUACUGCUGUAAUACAUAUGGGAAACAUCCUCAGUUAUCUGCAUGGGUUUAUUUUACUCUGUUAGAUUUUAUGGCUGGUUCGUAUAAACCAGUAUUAUACACCGGUAUAUGCACAGGGCCAGUCCUGGUAACCCACCUCUCUUGUUCCGGCAAACUCAAACAUUUUUUGAAAGUUUUUUUUUAAUCAUUUAUUUCAAACACUAUCUACAACAAAUAGAAAAAAAAAUAAAAUGUAAACUAAAGAUGAAAUUUUCAUGAAUCCCAACAAAUGAAAAAGUAUUUCUCGAGAGAAGUAUGUCACCUUAACAAGAUUUGCCAAGUCUCUAAACCAAGGGCUGACAUUGAAUGGCAUAGCUCUGUAUAUUAACCCUAGGUGCAAAAGACACUUGUAAAAAAGAAACAAAAUGGACGGACCCAGUUGAAAUGUAUCAGUAUGUUUACAUUUGCAACAUAAAUUGUUUGUAAGUCAAAAAUUUGUAACAGUUGCUCAUGAGAAACUAUACCAUAUACCAUAUUUCUUGCAAAAUUUGGGUCCCCUGGUCUGGUCAUUUUAGCCAAUAUAUGCGUGAUUCGGGCAGGAAUAUUGAGUUUCUUUUAUCUCACAUGAUUAGACCAUCAACUCAUAUCUUUACUUUUCCAAAAGGCUGGUAAAGAAAUGUAAUAUUCUACUUUCAACACUACUAAUAUCUGUCCCAAAUUUGAGAAGAAUUAGGGUAGUUGUGUAUCAGACAUUCUUGUGUUUUUCAUAAAGAGUAUUUUUCGGUAUUUGUUUAGAAAAUUUGGUGGAUAUAAACUUAGUUUGGUAUUGGGUGUAGCCUUACAUGAAAUUACCAUUUCUUACAAAUACCUGUCUAAAAGAACUGAAGACUUCCAGCCAGCAAUACAUUACCAGACAAGCCUUGUAUACUAAAUCAUUCACACUUUUUGUGCUGAAGGCAUAGGUUCUUUGAAGUUUUUCUUUCAGUUAACAACUUGCUGUGUCAAUGUUUGCCAGAACAAUGCACUUGUCCUUAUUAUGGCUCUGUUUGCCAAUAGUCCAUGUGAUAUUUCACUUGUAAAUCAUCCUUGUGUGAUCCGAAUGAGUAGGGUGUACAACCUUUAUCAGUGGGAUGUUAUAUAGAGUUAAUUAGGAGCAUUGUUAAUACUCCACCAAGGUUACCAGUGUCAAACAACUAGGUUUGAUGUUGCCAUAGCUGGCAACAAUGUUACAAGUUUAUUGUUACUCAGUUCUUUAUUCAGAUGGACAAGCACUGUAAAAGGAGGACUGCCUCCAUUUCUGUUAUAAUAAUGGCUAAGAAACUAGCAAACUUACAGAAUUUGUAUGAUUCUGAUACCAAAACAUGAUUAACAGAAUGUUUUCCUGUUAUAAACUUAUUGGCUUGUGAAAAUAAAGAUAAUAAAACAUGUAUAAUAGCACCAAAGAUGAGACAAAAUUAAUCAAGGAUUAAAGCAAUUCCUUCGUCAAGUUAUGUUUGUUUAAUUUAUAUUGCUCAGUGUUGGAAUUUUUUUAUGACAAUUCCCUUUAUAGAUGGGAUUCUUAUUUGCCCACCUUUUGUUUUACACGCGUAUGUGAUUUUAAACGAACAAGGUAUUUUGUAGUUGUAUACAUGGAUAUAUAUAAAAAUAUCAGUGCUUAUUAUGAUACAAAAUGAUCCAGAAUUUAAUCCCACUGACGAUGUUUCGACAAUACUUUAAGUAAAAGUUGAUAUGGAUUGCAAGAUAUAAUUAAAUACAUUUAGAUAAUUUUAGCAAGCAAUUGUAAAUUAAAAAGGUCAUAAGAGGCAGCUGUUAUAGGAUGUCAGUCAAGAUCCCACAGAUGGCUGAUGGUACAUGAAAAUAUGACCUUACUAUACAUUUUGAUGUACAUAUAUAGAACAACUUAAUAGUUUUAGAAAAGGUUGUCUAGAUUUUCUUUAGCUGUUCCUCUCAACUUUAUUACAUGCAUAAUUAAAACAUGUCAUUUCACUUUGCUGAGUUGGAUUGCCGUGUCAUUGGUUCAUGCCACAGCAGGAGAUAAUUAAAAAAAAUUCUUACAUUUUUCAAUUUCUGAUUUAGUUAAUUAAUCUGCCAUGUACACAUGUUUUCAUGUUUAUAAUCAGAAACAUCAUGGUCAUGUC